CUCCCUGGCACUCUUUUCUUUGUCUCCCAACACUUCCCAGUACAAUGAACCAGAAUCGGUGGCUUCUUCAAACAUCAAACUCGUGCUGAACACGGUAACCCACAAGAACAACACAACAUGCAGUCGAUAAUAUGCAGAGCUAGAGAAAAAGUUCGCCGAAUCAGAGGUGGCUGAAAAAAGUGAGAUGAUAGCCACCUGCACCUCAAACCGAAACGUGUAUGUGGGCAGCUACUUAAAUCGUAUUUAAGCCAGGGGUUAAGGCCACCAGAAGACAGUUCAACAUUUAAGUUUUCGUCAAGAGUUAGCACAAAAUGUAUUUUCCUGUGGUCUUUUUCCUAGGGAUCUGCCUAAUGGCGGCAUUUGCUCAAGAAAUACCUACAAGUCAAACGGAUGGAUCUGGAUCUGGAAGUAUCUUUCCCGACUUUGAUGAUAUCGAAGGGGUCAUUCCGACUUCCGACAACCCUAUAACUACAGGCACCACCACGGAAAGCACCACCGAAGGCUCAUCUACUGAUUCUACUACUUUGGCUAGAGGAUCUAGUAGCACUUUGGGACCGUCUACUAGUUCUACUACUGAGGCAGCCACAACUUCUGUUUCCCCCACAUCAGCAUCCACAACAUCUUCUGCCACAAGUCCUACAUCCACCUCUUCUUCAACUUCUUCUUCAAGUCCUGAUUCUACAACAUCUGAUUCUACGUCCACUGCGUCUGCAGCCACGGAUUCUACAACUACGGAUGCAACUAGUCCCGAAUCUACUACCCCUUCUAUAACCUCAACUCCUGCUACUUCUGAAGCUCCGACCACAUCUACUUCAACCAGUCCUGCCGAUACUACUCCUGCACCUACUACUCCUGCUUCUACUACUCCUGCCUCUACUACUCCUAGUUCUACAACUCCUACCUCUACUACGCCUGCCUCUACUACUCCUAGUUCUACUACUCCGGCCUCCACCACUGAAGCUCAAACUACAACGAUUGCCACCACAACCUCCCAACCAUUACCAGAAGAAGAGCAGAUUCUGGCUUUACUUUUGUCAAAUGCCGAAUCAAUUGCUGAAAGUACUGUCCUGGUGAACUUCAUCUCCGCCUCAUACUCUAACAUCGAUGCAACCCUGGAUCUGCAGGCACUGUCCCUUAACCUUAUAGAGCCCCUGGAAAAUGUGCUACAAAACUUGACCCGGGAUGUCUACCUUACCCAAGCCGAAGUGCUUGAUGGCUUUCUAAAUACCCUUAAAAACAUUGACUUUAUAGCAAACCGUACAAGUGAUAACCUAUCAAGUAUUCUUCAAAUCCAACAAAAUACUAAAAAUAUUGUUAAAGACUUUGAGGCUAAGGUUUCCCAAACUCAGGAAAGUAUUAUACUCAGCUCGAAGGGAUUAGAAGAAAAGCUCCAGCUGGUGACCCGAAUUCUUCAGGAUUAUAUCAAGCCCAAGGUAUCUGGGCUAACGGAAUCCAUUGACCAUCUUAAUGUGUCCCAAGUCAACUCUUUAGCGGAAUUGAGAAAUCUUCCAUUGAUCCAAAAUCUCACAGGAGAAUCCAUUAUCAAGCUGAGUCUACUGAAUAACGAACUCUCUAUUUUUUAUGAAACCCAGGAGAACCGUGUGAAUACUUUAUCAAACACUCUUAAAGAAUGGAUUCCCACUGACCUGGAUUUAAUUGAGGAUCUUCUCCAGGUUCUAAGUAUUUCCCAAAAAAAGACGGACUUGGCCAUUGCUGUCUGCGAUAAUGCUUCUCAUAAAUAUAGCUGUUCGUCAAAGAACUACGAGAAAAAGUAUAGCCCCGAUGGAAGGUCGUCAAAAGACUACGAGGAAAAGUAUAAUUCCGAUGAAGAAUCAGAUGGAGCUUACUAUGAGGAAGUAGCAGAUUACGAUUCAUCUUCCUGGAGCGUAGCAUCAAACUAGAAAAAUAAAUCAAAUGUACCAUUCUUUCUCGACACUAUCGAUUCGCAAUAAAGAACUCUUUAAAAUCCUA
Drosophila ananassae is the source of this 1971-nucleotide messenger RNA. Its product is annotated as cell wall protein DAN4. Lineage: Eukaryota; Metazoa; Arthropoda; Insecta; Diptera; Drosophilidae. The transcript has a single exon. The coding region runs from base 312 to 1901 and encodes 529 amino acids. The record is from RefSeq and is a predicted model, not a curated record.